GUAACAUCAUUCCCCUCUUAUCAGUCUCAUAAGCCAGGGUGUUACCACCUUUAGGCUUCUUUCUCAUACCACAGACCUAUGGUCGGAAUUCUUCGAAUCUCGUAUCUUUGAGUCGAUUUUUCACUGGCGACGAAUUGGAAAAACUGAAUCAAAUCUCAGCUAUUAAUGGCGGUUUCGGAGGAAGAAUCCUCGUCUUCAUCCUCUGCCGGUUGCAGCAGCAAGUCACAAUCAGCUGCUUCUCGUGGCGCCUCUUAUUUAGCUAAGACUGUUCUCAGAGGUAGUGUUGUUCUGCAAGUCGUUUAUGGCCGUAUCCGCUCUUCUACUUCAUACGACGUCGUUCUUGGCAAGGAAACAUCUGUAGAGUUGGUGAUUAUAGAUGAAGAUGGAAUUGUGCAAUCUAUCUGUGAGCAGCCUGUAUUUGGCAUAAUAAAAGAUAUAGCUGUGCUGCCCUGGAAUGAGAAGUUCCCUGCUGGAAGCCCGCAGCUUUUGAGCAAGGAUCUCCUGGUUGUUAUUUCGGAUUCAGGGAAGCUCUCAGUUCUCAGAUUUUGCAAUGAAAUGCACAGGUUUUUCGCUGUAACACAUGUUCAACUUUCAUCUCCUGGAAAUCCAAGGCAUCAAAUUGGAAGGAUGUUGGCUAUUGAUUCCAGUGGCUGUUUCAUUGCUGCUAGUGCAUAUGAAGACAGAUUGGCUCUUUUCUCCCGCUCUGCUUCAGCUGGCAGUGAUAUACUUGAUAAGAGAAUCUUUUGUCCGACUGACAAUCAAGGGAAGAUUGAGACUGCCAGUGGUUUCACCAGUAUCUGUGGUACCAUAUGGAGCAUGUGCUUCAUCUCAACAGAUGUUCGUCAACCAAAUAAGGAGCACAAUCCUGUAUUGGCCAUUCUUCUCAAUAGGAGGAGAUCAUAUAGGACUGAGCUCAUGUUGAUAGAGUGGAAUAUGAAGGAGCAUUCACUCCAUGUAAUAUAUCAGUAUUCUGAACCUGGACCACUAGCACAUCAUAUCGUAGAAGUUCCUCAUUCUUAUGGAAUCCUGUUAGUAUUUCGUGCUGGGGAUGCUAUUGUGAUGGACUUUAGAGAUCCUCACAGCCCUUGUUUUCUUUAUCGAAUAAGUUUAAAUUUUACACCACCUUCAGUUGAGGAGCAGAAUUUUGUAGAAGAGGCUAUUAGAAUUCCCGAUAUUAUUGACGAAGACGGUAUGUAUAGCGUUGCUGCAUCUGCAUUGCUUGAGCUUAGCGACUUGAAUAAAAAUGACCCAAUGAACAUUGAUGAUGAUAGCAAUGUAAAACCGGGUUCAAAUUUUGUCUGCUCAUGGAGUUGGAAUCCUGGAAAUGAUCACAGUCCUAGGAUGAUAUUUUGUGCUGAUUCUGGAGAGCUUUUCCUGAUUGAUUUUUUAUUUGAUUCUGAUGGCCUGAAAAUAUCUCUGUCUGAUUGUCUUUACAAGACUCAACCAGCCAAGGCACUUUUGUGGGUGAGAGGUGGGUUUUUGGCAGUUAUCAUUGAGAUGGGUGAUGGGAUGGUGUUAAAAGUUGAAGAGGGAAAACUUGUUUAUAGAAGUCCAAUCCAAAAUAUCGCACCAAUAUUGGAUAUGUCCGUUGUGGAUUACCAUGAUGAGAAACAUGAUCAAAUGUUUGCCUGCUGUGGGAUGGCACCUGAAGGAUCUUUACGAGUUAUACGCAGUGGCAUCAGCGUAGAGAAAUUGUUGAGAACUGCACCUAUUUAUCAGGGUAUUACUGGAACUUGGACUGUGAAAAUGAAAAUGGCUGAUUCUUAUCAUUCUUUCCUUGUACUAUCAUUUGUUGAAGAGACCAGGGUUCUAUCUGUUGGUGUGAGCUUUUCUGAUGUAACUGACUUCAUGGGUUUCCAGCCGGAUGUUUGCACGUUGGCUUGUGGUCUUGUGGGCGAUGGUUUACUGGUGCAAAUCCACCAGACUGCUGUGAGACUGUGUGUACCUACUAUUGCUGCACAUCCAGAUGGUAUUGAUUCGUCAUCACCAACUUUCACCUCAUGGUCCCCUGAUAAUAUGACAAUAAGCCUUGGAGCUGUUGGGCCUAAUUUGAUAGUUGUUGCAACUUCCAGUCCAUGCUUCUUAUUUAUUCUUGGCAUCAGGACCUUAUCAGCCCAUCAUAAAGAAAUAUACCAGAUGAAACAUGUGAGAUUGCAAGAUGAACUAUCCUGCAUUUCAAUCCCCCGGCUUGAGCAAACACCUUUUAUAUCUAAAACUAGUCAUACAAAUGGAGUUCCUUUGGAUUCUCUUCCAUCCGGAUUGGACAUUAGUAACACCUUCAUUAUUGGUACACAUAAGCCUUCUGUGGAAGUUCUGUCAUUUACUUCUGAUAAAGGCGUGAAUGUUCUUGCCAUUGGGUCUAUAACCUUAACAAACACUCUUGGAACAACCAUAAGUGGCUGCAUUCCUCAAGAUGUAAGACUUGUACUCGUUGAUCGGCUUUAUGUUCUUUCAGGAUUAAGGAACGGUAUGCUACUCAGAUUUGAGUGGCCCUCUGCCUCGAUAAUUGCCUCACUUGAGUCGCCUGGCCUUCAAACUUUUGACAAUUCUUGUAUGGCUAAUUCCAGUGGUUCCUCAACUUUUGCAUCUCAGAAUUUUAGAACUCAACCUAUGCAAGUGUCCAGUUUAUUGGAUAAGACGAAGGAUUCUCCUGUUUAUCUGCAAUUAGUUGCAGUUCGUCGGAUUGGCAUAACUCCUGUUUUUCUGGUUCCAUUGAAUGACUCUCUUGAUGCUGAUGUGAUCGCUCUAAGCGAUAGGCCCUGGUUAUUGCAAACUGCAAGGCAUAGCCUCUCGUAUACUUCAAUCUCUUUUCCACCUUCCACACAUGUUACUCCAGUCUGUUCAACUGAAUGUCCCAAGGGAAUUAUCUUUGUUGCUGAAAACAGUCUUCAUUUGGUGGAGAUGGUGCCUAGUAAACGGCUUAAUGUGCAGAAAUUUCAUUUUGGCGGCACUCCUCGAAAGGUUCUAUAUCAUAGUGACAGUAGGUUGUUGCUUGUAUUACGGACUGAUCUCAGUGAUGAUUUAUGUUCAUCUGAUGUCUGUUGCGUAGAUCCUCUCAGCGGAUCGGUGUUGUCUUCCUUUAAGUUUGAGCCAGGGGAGAUAGGAAAAUGCAUGGAGUUGGUAAAAGUUGGAUACGAACAAGUUCUUGUUGUUGGAACUAGUCUCUCUACUGGUCCAGCUAUAAUGCCUAGUGGUGAAGCUGAAAGCACAAAGGGCCGUCUAAUAGUUCUUUGCAUCGAGCAAAUGCAACACUCGGAUAGUGGGUCAAUUGCAUUUUCUUCAAGGGCUGGAUCGUCUUCUCAACGUACUUCACCUUUCCGUGAGAUUGGUGGAUAUGCCGCUGAACAGCUGUCUAGCAGUAGUCUUUGUAGCAGUCCUGACGAUAACAGCUGUGACGGGAUUAAACUUGAGGAAAGUGAGGCAUGGCACUUAAGAUUAGGUUAUUCAACCACCUGGCCUGGAAUGGUGCUUGCAGUCUGCCCAUACCUUGAUCGUUAUUUCUUGGCCUCUGCGGGCAACUGUUUUUAUGUUUGUGGUUUUCCAAAUGAUAAUGCUCAAAGAGUCAGACGCUUAGCAGUAGGGAGAACACGUUUCAUGAUCAUGACUCUUACUGCACACUUCACUAGAAUUGCUGUUGGUGAUUGCCGUGAUGGUGUCCUCUUCUAUUCGUAUCAAGAGGAUGCGAGAAAACUAGAGCAAGUUUACUGUGACCCUGUCCAGAGGUUAGUUGCUGAUUGCACUCUUAUGGAUGUAGACACAGCUGCUGUUUCAGAUCGAAAGGGGAGUCUAUCCAUUUUAUCAUGUUUGAAUCACUCAGAAGAUAAUUCCAGUCCAGAAUGCAAUCUAGCUCUAACUUGUUCAUUCUACAUGGGUGAGAUAGCUAUGAGAGUUCGAAAGGUGCACUUUCCUAUAGGAGAUAAUUGUUGGAUGCCUUAUGGUGUUGUGGUCCAGAAAGUAGAUACAAUGCAUACCAUAGGAUAUAUAGAAGAUGGCAAAUCCGACACUGGCGUGAACCACGGAACUUGUGAUAGACCAGAAAAUUUGAUUGUAGCUGAUAUUUCAUAUUUCAAGGGAUCUGAAAAGACAAAAGACCUUUUACUGCAUUGCAAGGGGUCAUUCUCUUAUAAACUUCCAGCAGAUGAUGCACUUAAGGGCUGUCAAGUUGCCCGCAAUGUCGGUGACAUAUCACAAAAUAGUAUCAUGGCUAGUACACUUUUAGGGAGCAUAAUUAUUUUCAUUCCUCUUACUAGGGAGGAAUAUGAUCUCUUAGAAGCGGUACAGGCUAGGCUUGUCAUCCAUCCAUUGACUGCUCCUAUAUUGGGAAAUGACCACGCUGAAUUUCGCUGUCGUGGGAGUCUGGCUAGGGCACCUAAAGCUCUGGAUGGUGAUAUGCUUGCUCAGUUCUUGGAGCUUACUAGUAUGCAACAAGAAGCUGUAUUAGCAUUGCCUCUUGGUGCACAAAACACAAUUACGUUCAAUUCAAAGCAAUCUCCUCCUCCAGUUACUGUCAAUCAGGUUGUGCGGCUGCUAGAACGUGUUCAUUAUGCCCUGAACUGAAUAUGUUCUGAUGCUUUGAGAGCUGUAAACUUGGUCUUCCAUUGACUGCCAAUCAAGUGGCCUUACAGCCUUCCUCCAGAUAAUUGCCUGUGCGAAGGCCAUCUGUUCAUAUUCUUGGAAGCAAGGUGAUCUGCGAUUGACACAUGAUGUUUGAAGCUGGAUCAAAUAUUGUGCACAGGCCAGGCUAUUCUGCUUUGUUUUGGCUUUGGAGUGGGAGUGGCAGAAAUAGUUUUGCAGGGUUGUGCUUCUGGGUGCCUCUUCCGUGAUCAUUGUCCAUACACAGUUUUGUAUGGCAAUCUUUUAGUUUACGUGAGAUGCCUUUGCUUCCCGAGAGGAACACGGGGUGUUUUAGUUUUUUGGG
Messenger RNA from Nicotiana attenuata, 4918 nucleotides. Its product is annotated as pre-mRNA-splicing factor prp12. The transcript has 16 exons. The coding region runs from base 166 to 4557 and encodes 1463 amino acids. The record is from RefSeq and is a predicted model, not a curated record. Gene Ontology annotation, biological process: mRNA splicing, via spliceosome. Gene Ontology annotation, cellular component: nucleus; U2 snRNP. Lineage: Eukaryota; Viridiplantae; Streptophyta; Magnoliopsida; Solanales; Solanaceae. Gene Ontology annotation, molecular function: protein binding; U2 snRNA binding.